CUUACAGAACUGCAUUGGUCGCUGCAUCCCUCAUCCGAGUUCUCACAUGGUUCCCGAGCUAGAGAAAGCUCGAGUCCUGGAGUUUCGGGUCCGAAUGGACUGCAAUGGCUGCGUACAGAGGAUCAAGAGGGCAAUGCAUGGUAUUGAUGGUGUAUACAAUGUCAACAUAGAUUUAGCUUCUCAGAAACUGACAGUGGUGGGCACAGCUGAUCCAGAUAAGAUCAUUAAAGCCAUCAAGAAGACGAGAAAGAUCGCUACCAUUUGUUCCCACACUGAAAAUAAUGGCCCGGAGCAGCCACCACCGCCAACAGAAGCAGCACCAAGCAGCGACCCACCUGCGUCAGAUGCUGCCAACCAGCCUCCGGCUGAGCCGGCCAAAGAUGAUGCCCCAUCCCAAGAUAAUGCCGUCGUUCAAGUAGAGAAGCCAUCUCCUGAAGCCAAAGACGCAUUGCCUGUGCAUCUUAAAGACGUCGGCGAGAUCCCCAUGGUGGUGCAUCACUACCCACACGAUUGCAUCCAAAAAGGACAAUGGAACUACUACUAUCCUCAAAGACAUGGCGCCAUCCCGUGCCAUCCGCCUUACUAUGUCAUCCAAAGCUACAACAACUACAGAUCAUCCCCUUAUCCAUCACAAGACAUUCGAUACGCUGCUCUCGGACCCUACGAUGAAGAUGGUUACUGGCAUCACGGCCGUGGUGGAGAUCGGAACCAGAUCACCUCAGUGUUCAGUGAAGAGAAUCCAAGUGCAUGCAGGAUUGUCUAAGGUGGAACCGAUCGUAUCACUAUGUUAGAACGAUCUUCUAAUAAGCACAGUGGUACGAAAAAAAGAAAAAAAAUGUCCAGUAGCUUUAGCCGGAAAGAGAAGAAGAAGAAGAAGAAGACCGAGGGAUCGUAGUAAUUCCUUCCAAUCUUUUAUAGAUGAUGGAAGUUUUUGGAAAGUAGACUUAGUAUAGAGCUGCAUUAAAAUUGUUAUGGGAUUGUUCCCAACUUAAAAAUACGGAGUCAAGGAGAAAAAGAGAAUAAGAUGAUUGACUUUGAGAGAGAGAGAGAGAGUUUUGCCGAUACACCAACGUAACUAUUUCUGUAGCUAUUUUUCUGUCAAAAGAACUUGUUUUU
Molecule: messenger RNA, 1116 nt
Organism: Musa acuminata subsp. malaccensis (wild Malaysian banana)
Lineage: Eukaryota; Viridiplantae; Streptophyta; Magnoliopsida; Zingiberales; Musaceae
Product: heavy metal-associated isoprenylated plant protein 6
Molecular function (GO): metal ion binding
Source: RefSeq, a predicted model, not a curated record